CGUCAUGUCAGUGGGCACAAAUAGAAAAGAAGAUGUAAAGUCAGUGAACAUGAUUAAAAAAGAAGACGUUAAGUCAAACCAUCUGCAUUGAAUGUGGAAAGCUUGACUUCAUUGAAAAAGGAGAAGAAGCGAGUGGGUGCUUUCUGCAACGACUGUGGGGACGGAUCAGUUGUCAACAAUACAGUAGUUCACAAAGAUAAUUGUCCGAAGCAAGAAGUCGUCAAGCCGUUCAGUUGUAGGUGCGGAAAGAUCUUGCCAUCACAAAAGGCUCUGGUCAUGCAUCGAGUAGUGUGUGGAAAUCCUUCUCCUCCUAAGGUGAAGGUACAAGAAUUGAUAUGUAAAAAGUGUGGAAGGACUUUUAAAACUGAAAAAACUCUCAUUCUCCAUAAUGACUUUUGCAUGUCCAUGCCAGAUGAAUUGGUUUGCAAAUGUGGAAGACAGUGUAAAAACAAGCAAGGUUUGAGCUACCAUAAAAGAUUCUGUAUAUUUUUCAGUUUGAAAAAUAAAGAUAACCCAGAUGGUAACAGUGAACAGGAAGACGUUAAGUCAUUGGGCACAAAUAAAAAAGAAGAUGUAAAGUCAGUGAACAUGAUUAAAAAAGAGGACGUUAUGUCACUAAGUACAAUUGAAAAGGAAGAGGUUAAGUCAGUAAGUAUAAUUAAAAAAGAGAAGCAGGAAGAUACAGAAUUAGUUGGUGGAAUCUUAAGUGAUGUCAGGGACAGUGAUGAUGAUAGUAAAGUUAAUGAUGACAAUUCAACAAACCCUUCAGAAAUAGUGAGGGAAAUCACAGAAGACUUUAGUGAUCGGUCUACACCAACAAAUGAAGUUGAACAGGUGAAUGCUGUCCUUGGGUUUCAAGAUGACGAAAGUUCUGACGAUGAAGAGGAAUAUUAUCGACAUAUUCCUUCCAGCCCAGAGACCUCUUUGCCGCCAACUCCAAUAACAGUCAACACAAAAAGUCCUGAAAAGCAAUCAAAUAUUAAAAAAUCUUCAACCUCUUCGAUAAGAGCACUAAAGAAGACAGCUAAGAGGCCUCUUUUAUCACCAACCGAUGGUCCCAGCUUUAGGAAAGUACUAAAUAAAUUGUCUAAAAAUAAAAAGAGAGAGGAAGAUUUUCGUUGUAAGUGUGGAGCAGCUUUUAAAACUAUGAUUGCAUUAAAAAAACAUAAGAUUGUUUUUUGCCCAACAAGCCUGUUAAAGUGCAAAUGGUGUCCUUUCCAAACCAGGAAGAAAUUAUCUAUGAGAGACCACGUUUUGAAAAAGCAUUGUGACGCUGUGAAGAUGUUUCUAAACGAUAGCACAUCAGAGUAGAACAAGACAUGUGUAAGAAUAGGAAACAAUUAUCAACGUGGACAUAUUCUUUGUUCUAGAUGUUUUUGUAUGCAAAGGUAAACAGGCGAUUGUCAAUUGUAAACAGGCGUAUCAAAUAACCUAUUUUGUAUUGGGAAAGGAAAGAGUCUUUUAAAACCCUUUAACACUCUAAAAACUUUCCGGUUGUCUUUUUAAAUUUACUAAUCCUGAUGAUAUUCAAUUUAAUAUUACUAACUAAUAAAUAGAAGUCCGAAUGAGUUCAUUGAUUUAAGUAAUCGCCCAAACAUUUUUUUCUGUCUCAAAUUUGUUGUGUCAUGUGAUGAAAUAAGUUUUUAAUACUAACACUUUCAAUUGUUUAACUGAAAACUGUUCUAGGGGUUUAGUCUACUAUGUUUUUGUAUAUUAUUAAGAAUGUAUAAUGAAGCAGGUAGUUUUUGGAAAGUUAAUUUGCUAAUUUAUGAUAAAGUAACUUCUUUAGUAUGUUUGUUCAAAAAAACCUUUAUUUUCCAUUAUGUAAAGUUUACACAAAUUUAACAUGUAAAUAUUAUUUAAUUUUGUCUAACUUACAUGAACUAAUUGUUUGUUACCAGGUAUUUUUUUACAGAUUGUCUAUUAAGGGUAACAAAAGUUGCUCAUGUGGGUUUCCCAUCUAACCUUAAAUAUCAGCUUUAACUGUAUACAAAUUGUACAGUUACGGUUUAUGAUUUUUCUCUAUGUUUAGGAUUGAUGGAUUUUUAUAUUUUUUUGUGGCAUUAUACUUUAAGUCUUUAGUUAUACUAAAAAAUUCAGAUUGUUGCAACACAAAACUAGUUAUUUGUGUUAUGAUUUUUUAAGUGAGCUUUUAAGUGAAUUUCAUUCACAUGCAAUUUUUUUGUAUUAAUUUUUCCUUCACCAUUUUAGUUAAAUAAAAUAUAAGUGUAUAAAACAACUGUUAAUAGGUCUUAGGUAUAAAUUGCCAUAAUAUGUACAUUGUACAGUGAAUAAAUAUAAAAUUGAGUUCAAUACGU
Molecule: messenger RNA, 2318 nt
Organism: Macrosteles quadrilineatus (aster leafhopper)
Lineage: Eukaryota; Metazoa; Arthropoda; Insecta; Hemiptera; Cicadellidae
Product: zinc finger protein 780A-like
Exons: 2
Coding region: 277-1311 (344 amino acids)
Source: RefSeq, a predicted model, not a curated record